This is a messenger RNA of Colletotrichum karsti, 330 nucleotides long. RefSeq lists its product as uncharacterized. The record is from RefSeq and is a predicted model, not a curated record. The transcript has 3 exons. NCBI's taxonomy places the organism in Eukaryota, Fungi, Ascomycota, Sordariomycetes, Glomerellales, Glomerellaceae. The coding region runs from base 1 to 330 and encodes 109 amino acids.
AUGUCGCAACAGAAAACAGAGACGGCCUUCUAUAUCACAGUCUACUUGAAUCCUGAUAAACUUCAAGACUGGUUCGAAGCUAGCAAGCCUGUUUUUGAGAAAGUCAAAGCAGAGAAUGGCCUCGUGUUCUUCGAGAUGUACCAGGUUCCGGAUACGCCGGGAACUGUCUGUUGGGUCGAGAAAUGGUCUCAGCCGCUUGACUGGCUGAUGCAGAAUCAGAUGAACAAGGACUACUACAAGGAUUACUUCUCGGCGACCGAGGCCAUGUACACUAAACCGCGCGAGGUGAAGGUACUUAGCCCUGUUGGUCCUCCGUUCUGCCACUCGUAA